AUGGCGCCCGUCCCAGCUGCCUUCGCACCUGGCCCAAUCGCCGCUUUAUACCUAAUUAAUUGGCCCUCUGAUUGGCUAAACUUUGGAGAAACAGGGGGGCCGGAUGAGACUGUAGGAGAACGUGCCAGGCUAGUCCUCAGUGCCGCUUGGAGGCGCCUUUAUGAACCCAAUAACGGAGAACCCCCGAAGCUGAAAUGCAACCUAAGGAAGCACAAGCCAAACAGGAAGCCGAGGACUCCUUUCACCACCCAACAGCUCUUGUCUCUCGAGAAGAAGUUCAGAGAAAAGCAGUACUUGAGCAUUGCCGAAAGGGCAGAGUUCUCGAGUGAAGAUCUGGUUCCAGAACCGGAGAGCGAAGGCGAAGAGGCUGCAGGAGGCGGAGAUCGAGAAGCUGAAGAUGGCGGCAGUGGCGGCGGCACGGCCGCACCACCCCCUCUACGGCCCAGUCCAGUACUUCGGCCCCGACCAGCUCCUCCCGCACCCCCUGUCAGGUCUCCUCAGGCACCCCCUCGUCAGCCCGCCCCAGAGGUCGCCGCCCCCGCCUCUCUCAUAGCUCGUAUGCGAGUCCUUCUGUACAUAGUCCUCGUCGGUCGUUGUAUAUUGUCUGUCUCAUCUCUCCGCUACAGGGAGGGAACUCAACAUCCUCGGCGAUUCUUGAAGCAACAGUAAAAGCCAUCGUAGAAAAACUUCAAAACGGUUCAAGCAUCUUAGAAAAUACAAAACAUCACCUUCAAGCCAGGUAUAGAGGUGUUCGGAAGAGAGUGGAAUGGCGAUUGUGAAUUUUCAAUUUGAACAAUCUUACCAUUAUGAAAAAACAUAGCAAGUGUAAUUGUAAAUAAACUACCGUUUUUAUUAUUAUAUUUUCACUUGUACGGUUUUUAAGAAGAGGAGAGCAAUAAAAUAUCUUAUGAGCGGAGCCAUGCAUGAGAAGAGGGAUGGACACUUCUGCCCAGAUCAAAGUCAAAUAUCUAAAUUUUAUCAACUUGGUUUCGAUGCAUCCUUCAUUUAAAUCACCUGGCUUGAAAAAGUUCUCAAUAAAGUUUCAUCAACAUCUGGGUUACAUUCGAUUGUACCUUCUUGACAUCUUUGAUCCAUGAGAAUGCGAGCGCAACUAUCAACAAGUGUCAAUGAUUAAUCACAAGUUAUUAAAAAAAAAAAUCGAAAAUUUUCUCUAAAAGUGCACAAUCGAAAAGACAUCCGGGAUAAAAACUUGUCAAUCCGCUAAAUCGUGUACAUACGAUUUUGGUCAUUUCUUGUUAAAAUUGCAUAACUUGUACAUGUGAGGCCAUAUUUUAUUUAAGUAUUAAGUAUUUCUGAUAGUCAUUUUGUUACUUGUAUGUUUUCAUAUAUGUUGUGAAGAAACUAAUGUGUUUUUUUUUUUAAUAUAAAAGUAAACUGUAUCGAUACUAACCAUCAAGAUAUAGUCAAGAAUGUAUAGUAUUGUGUAACAUAGGUGUAGUUUUUUUUUUUAAUCUUUUGUGAUGAUAACAUCAAUAGUUUUCUAACCUUUGUUUUUAAACACUUAAAGUAAUACUGGUUGCCAAUGUGCCCCAAUGCUAAUUUAUUAAGAUCCAUAUGUAUAUAGACAAUAUGAGAAGUUUUUGUACUUCAUUGGUAUGUUAAAAGAACCACAAAUUGUAGAUACUAUCGAAUGUGUGCAAUUUUUUUAUCAAUAUUUCUUACAUACUUAUACAAAAUAAUUUGAAAAUUGAAUCUUGUGCCAUUCAUCUUUAAUUGUAAAUCCGAAUGCUGUUUUCCUCAAGAGGAAUCGUAAAAUAUUAUUGGAAAAUACUGCAUUGAAGAGAAAUCUCUUGUAUAGACUGAUGCUGAUAAUUUAUUAUUUAUUCAUUUCCCAUACUCGAAUUUAUGUACUUAAACCUAUUGUAAAUAAAUUUUAUAUUAACGAGCGAGAAAAUAACAAAAAAAUAUAUAUAUAAAAUAAUAAAAAAAAAUAAAUAAAAAAAAUUGGAGCCAACAGUUCUUCUGUUUCUAUGAAGUCAAUGUGAUUUAGUUAUGUUAAAUGUAUUAUUACCUGUAAAUAUGAAAAAGAGCCUGUAUUUAAUGAUAUUUAGUGAGUAUUAUAAAUGCAUAUAAAUAUAUAUAUAAAUAUCGAUUGUAUAGAUAAAUGUGAAACGUAUUAUAAAUGUAUAUUAAAAGCUAAUUCAUAUAUAAAUGAUUUUUUUUUUUUACUUUUUAUCCAUCAAAUCCUAGCAAAAAAUUACAGUCGAAAUUGUACUUUCGAUGUGCCCUUAC
This is a messenger RNA of Nezara viridula (southern green stink bug), 2253 nucleotides long. The record is from the annotation of a GenBank genome assembly. Lineage: Eukaryota; Metazoa; Arthropoda; Insecta; Hemiptera; Pentatomidae.